CCCGCUCGCUGCUUGGCAGCCACAGUAUCGGAGCGCUAGAGGACUAGACAGAGAGGUUGCAGCAAUGGAGGAAAGCAAAAACAAAGAGAAAACUCAGCCGGAAAAGAUAGAGGAGAAGGGGCAGCAGUCGGCUGGGAAGGACAAGGAGAAGAAAGAGGAGCAGGAAUUGUCAGAGGAGGACAAGCAGCUGCAGGAGGAGUUGGAGAUGCUGGUGGAGAGACUCAGUGAGGAGGACACCUCCCUUUACCGCCCAGCGCUCGAGGAGCUCCGGCGCCAGAUCCGAUCCUCUACGACCUCCAUGACGUCUGUGCCCAAGCCACUCAAGUUCCUGCGGCCGCACUACGGCAAGCUGAAGGAAAUCUAUGAAGCAAUGCCAGCAGGAGACAACAAGCGCUUCUGUGCUGAUGUGGUGUCAGUCUUAGCCAUGACCAUGAGUGGAGACCGCGAGUGUCUGAAGUACCGGCUGCUGGGUUCCCAGGAAGAGCUGGCAUCCUGGGGUCAUGAAUACGUCAGGCAUCUGGCGGGGGAAGUGGCGAAGGAAUGGCAGGAAGUGGAGGAGAGCGACAAGGUGCAACAGGAGACCUUAUUGAAGCUGGUGAAGGAGAUCGUGCCUUACAACAUGGGCCACAACGCUGAGCACGAGGCCUGCGACCUGCUCAUGGAGAUUGAGCGGCUGGACAUGCUAGAGCUUUACAUUGAUGAGAACGCCUACGCCAAGGUCUGCCUCUACCUCACCAGCUGUGUGAGCUAUGUCCCCGAGCCGGAGAACUCUGCCUUGCUGAAGUGUGCCCUGAGCAUCUUUCGGCGGUUCAACCGUUACCCCGAGGCACUACGCCUCGCACUAAUGCUGAACAACAUCGAGCUGGUGGAGAACAUCUUCACCUCCUGCAAAGACAUUGUCAUCCAGAAGCAGAUGGCUUUUAUGCUUGGAAGACAUGGUGUCUUUUUGGAGCUGAAUGAGGAUGUUGAAGACUAUGAGGAUCUGACUGAGAUCAUGUCCAAUGUGCAGCUCAAUAGCAAUUUUUUGGCCCUGGCCAGAGAGUUGGAUAUUAUGGAGCCCAAAGUUCCAGAUGACAUCUACAAAACACACUUAGAAAAUAACAGGUUUGGAGGCAGUGGCUCCCAGGUGGACUCUGCACGGAUGAACCUGGCUUCCUCCUUCGUCAACGGUUUUGUGAAUGCGGCUUUUGGGCAGGACAAGCUGCUGACGGACGAUGGCAACAAGUGGCUGUACAAAAACAAGGACCAUGGUAUGCUGAGCGCUGCUGCCUCCUUGGGGAUGAUCCUGCUCUGGGACGUAGAUGGAGGGCUGACACAGAUAGACAAGUACCUGUACUCCUCUGAAGACUACAUCAAGUCAGGUGCCCUGCUGGCCUGUGGAAUUGUGAACUCAGGGGUCAGGAAUGAAUGCGACCCUGCCCUUGCAUUGCUGUCUGACUACGUGCUCCACAACAGCAACAUCAUGAGGAUAGGAGCCAUCUUUGGGCUGGGGUUGGCAUACGCCGGUUCGAACCGUGAGGAUGUGCUGUCUUUGUUGCUGCCUGUUAUGGGUGAUUCCAAAUCCAGCAUGGAGGUAGUGGGUGUGACGGCGCUGGCCUGUGGGAUGAUUGCUGUGGGCUCCUGUAACAAUGAUGUCACCCCCACAAUUGUGCAGACCAUCAUGGAGAAGUCAGAGCAGGAGCUAAAGGACACCUACGCCCGCUGGUUGCCCCUGGGGUUGGGUCUCAACCACCUGGGUAAAGGGGAGGCCAUUGAGACCACGCUUGCUGCCCUGCAGGUUGUCCCAGAGCCAUUCCGCAGCUUCGCCAACACACUGGUAGAAAUCUGCGCCUAUGCAGGCUCAGGCAAUGUGCUGAAGGUGCAGCAGCUGCUCCACAUCUGCAGUGAGCACUAUGACAACAAGGACAAAGAGGAAGAUAAGGAUAAGAAAGACAAAAAGGAAAAGGAGAAGAAGGAGAGCUCUCCUGACAUGGGCUCUCACCAGGGUGUUGCAGUGCUGGGAAUCGCACUGAUUGCAAUGGGGGAGGAGAUUGGGGCAGAGAUGGCCCUUCGGACAUUCGGACACCUGCUGCGGUAUGGGGAGCCCACACUGCGGCGGGCAGUGCCCCUGGCUCUGGCACUGAUCUCUGUGUCGAAUCCACGGCUCAACAUCCUGGACACACUCAGCAAGUUCUCCCACGAUGCUGACCCCGAGGUGUCCUACAACUCCAUCUUCGCCAUGGGCAUGGUGGGCAGCGGAACCAACAAUGCCCGUCUGGCUGCCAUGCUGCGGCAGUUGGCACAGUAUCAUGCCAAAGACCCCAACAAUCUCUUCAUGGUUAGGCUGGCACAGGGUCUGACACACCUGGGUAAGGGCACCUUGACCCUGUGCCCCUAUCACAGUGAUCGGCAACUCAUGAGCCAGGUGGCCGUGGCAGGACUGCUCACCGUGCUCAUCUCCUUCCUGGAUGUCAAGAACAUUAUCCUGGGAAAAUCCCACUAUGUGUUGUACGGGUUAGUGGCAGCCAUGCAGCCCCGCAUGCUGGUGACGUUCGACGAGGAGCUGCGCCCGUUGGCGGUUUCUGUGCGUGUUGGACAGGCGGUGGAUGUGGUGGGACAAGCAGGGAAGCCCAAGGCCAUCACAGGCUUCCAGACCCACACCACACCGGUGCUGCUGGCCCAUGGGGAGAGAGCCGAGCUGGCCACCGAGGAGUACUUGCCCGUUACGCCCAUCCUGGAAGGCUUCGUCAUCCUGCGCAAGAACCCCAACUAUGACGCCUAGAACUCCCUCACCCCCUAUGGGGGCUCUCACUGCCCCUGGACUUGUCUCACUCUCAUUCUGUUGUAUUCUGCCCCCUGGGCUAGGAGAGCCAUCUCCUGAAGAAGGAGACCACAAUGCUGCGAGAGGAAAACCAGCACCCACAGAUAAUGCGUUUUGGCAGAUGUUUAUCAUGUUUUUUUUCCUUUUGUAAUAAGCGCAUGAAAUGCCAGUCUGUUAUAACCAGAAUUAUUUUUUUUGUUUUGUUGGUUUUGUUACAGUACUGUUAAAGGUUAUGUAAUAAAUUUAUUUCUGGUCCACUCUCUGGACUGUGAAAGUUUGUUUCGGUGUGUAAUUGAAGACCAUAAUUGAGGGGCUGUAAUGUCAACAGAAAAAUUAUUUAAAAAACCCUACAGAAUUUUAUGAAUGCAUUGUGGACUGUCAUAAACAAGGUUUGCAGUGCACAGGCAAUGUUUUGGACUUGCAAUAAAGUGCUAUGUAUUUUUUAGCAUGGGACAAACUGUCAGUAAAUCCAUGUAUUAAAUAUUCUAAUAAAA
This is a messenger RNA of Lepisosteus oculatus (spotted gar), 3294 nucleotides long. RefSeq names its product proteasome 26S subunit ubiquitin receptor, non-ATPase 2 (gene psmd2). Gene Ontology annotation, biological process: regulation of protein catabolic process; proteasome-mediated ubiquitin-dependent protein catabolic process. Gene Ontology annotation, cellular component: proteasome regulatory particle, base subcomplex; proteasome storage granule; nucleus. NCBI's taxonomy places the organism in Eukaryota, Metazoa, Chordata, Actinopteri, Semionotiformes, Lepisosteidae. The record is from RefSeq and is a predicted model, not a curated record. Gene Ontology annotation, molecular function: enzyme regulator activity.